AUGUCAUCUGGCGAUUUCGAAAUUUCGCUUGGUGAGGAUCACAUGGCUGAAUUAAUGCGUGAAUUGGCCGAGUACGAUUUGGAUGAAAUCAUGAAUGAAUUGUAUGCUGGUGUUUGUACUCUAACUGAUGAGCAAUGCAGUGCUCCUAACGCUGGUGAAAACGAUCCUAUUUGCGCUGUAUGUGGUGACCAUGCAACAGGUCAUCAUUAUGGUGUUCUUUCUUGUGAAUCUUGCAAGGCAAGUUUGUAG
Molecule: messenger RNA, 249 nt
Organism: Dracunculus medinensis (Guinea worm)
Lineage: Eukaryota; Metazoa; Nematoda; Chromadorea; Rhabditida; Dracunculidae
Source: the annotation of a GenBank genome assembly